ACGCCCACCUUCUAACCCCCACCACUUUUGUGUUUUGUGCUUCAGCUUGUGUUUGUGUUUGUCGACAAAGUGGACCGGUGAUUUCCUGGUUCUUAUCAAUUUGCCGAAUUUUUAUUGUUUGCCCGACCAAUUCGACGAUUUGGAUUCAAUUAGAAAGAAAGUCUUCGUAAUCUGCAGAUAAAAGGUAAAAUAUGACCAUGGACGUCGCCCCUUGUCACACGGUUUACAUUAAAAAUCUGGAUGAAUCUGUCAAGAAAGAGGAGUUAAAGCGAUCGCUUUACUACCUCUUCUCUCAGUUUGGCUACAUCAUGGAGGUUGUGGCCCUGAAAACGCCUAAAAUGAGAGGACAGGCAUUUAUUGUCUUUCAGGACAUUAAUAGCGCCUCGAACGCAAUUCGCGGCAUGCAAGGAUUCCUCUUUUACAAAAAGCAGCUUGUUCUGAGUUAUGCUAAAAGAGAAGCUGAAGAAAUCGCCAGGCUAAAGGUUUCGAUGCCUUCAAAGAGGUUCCGACAAAUGUAUGGAGGGGAACAAGCUGCACCCCAAGCUGCCACACCGAUGGUCACUGAACCUGUCGAAGGAGACACCAAUGGAAAAGAAAUGGACAUGGAUGUUGAUGCUCCGACCGAUACCAAGGUUGCGAACCAGAUUCUUUUCCUGAAAAAUCUUCCAGAAGAAACAACGUCCAUGAUGCUCUCCAUGCUUUUCAACCAGUUUCCCGGCUUCAAAGAAGUUCGGCUAGUACCAAACAGACACGACAUAGCGUUCGUUGAGUUUGACAGUGAAGGACAAUCAGCGGCGGCAAUGACUGCACUUCAGGGAUUCAAAAUCACUCCCACUAAUGCCAUGGAAAUCACAUACGCUAAUAAAUAACUUUGAAGUUUCAUGUCCGAAAUAGUUCUAAAUGUAUA
Molecule: messenger RNA, 907 nt
Organism: Neocloeon triangulifer
Lineage: Eukaryota; Metazoa; Arthropoda; Insecta; Ephemeroptera; Baetidae
Product: U1 small nuclear ribonucleoprotein A-like
Exons: 6
Coding region: 192-869 (225 amino acids)
Biological process (GO): mRNA splicing, via spliceosome
Cellular component (GO): U1 snRNP
Molecular function (GO): U1 snRNA binding
Source: RefSeq, a predicted model, not a curated record